AGGUCCUACGGUUGCUCGGUGAUGACGUGUGCUUCCAGGCUGUACUUUCAUCUCGCGAAUAAAACAGCAACUUUUACACCUAUACAAUAAAUUGACACAAAUAUAGAUAAUAAAUAUAUUAAUUUGGUUAAUCUCUGUUUUACUGUUGUAUACGUGGUUGGUGGCAGAAAUGGAGACGCUUUAUCACCAGACAAAUAAACAGAUCCAUGAGGUGCAGUCCAACAUGAGACGUCUGGAGACAGCAGACCGGCAGUCUGUGCACUUGGUGGAGAAUGAGCUCCAGGCACGAAUAGACCAAAUCUUCAGCAAUCUGGAACGGUUAGAGAUCCUGGCUAGCAAGGAGCCACCAAACAGAAGACAGAACGCCAAACUCCGAGUGGACCAGUUGAAAUAUGACGUACAGCACUUGCAGAUGGCACUGCGCAGCUUCCAGCACCAACUCUGUGCUCGUGAGGCUCAGGAACGUGACAGAGACGAGCUGAUGGCCAGGACAUUCACCACCAAUGAUGCAGACACCUCUAUCCCAAUUGAUGAAACACUGCAGUAUAACUCCUCUCUGCACAAUGCUCACCGGGGCAUGGACGAGCUCCUGGGCAGCGGGAGCAGCAUUUUACAUGGCCUCCGUGAACAGAGGAGCACACUCAAGGGCACACACAAAAAGAUGCUGGACGUGGCAAACAUGCUGGGACUGUCCAACACGGUGAUGCGGCUCAUUGAGAAACGGGCCUUCCAGGACAAGUUCAUCAUGAUCGGGGGCAUGGUGGUCACCUGUGUGGUCAUGUUCCUGGUAGUGACGUACCUCUCCUGAACUGGGCUCACUCCCUCUCCCACUGCAGCCCGCCCCACCAGUUCUAUAUUAUCUCUCUACCGCUGGCAGCCAAUUACAGCUGUCACAGCAAUGAGCAUCCAAUCAACUCAAGGAAACCAUUACCUCUGCCCUGGAUUUGCAUUUCACCCAAUGAGGAGUUUUGAUUACCCAAUAUAGUAAAAUUUAGUGGUGCCACAGCACAGCCAUCAUCUGGUAACGGUCCUUGAUGUUAUUUCACAGGGGCUUUUCAAGCUGAUCCAUAAACGGUAAGUAGCGCACAAGCUAUGUUGUCAACUUCUCUCUGGACUAGAGCAUAAUUUAUCUUUUAUACAAGGACAUGAACAAAAAAAACAACCUGCCAUCUAUAACUGCAAAACUGUUACAGUGUGGCUUUACACACCGGGAGAGCUCCUCUAAAAACAGUGAUUCUCCUGGUGUGGGUGUGUGGACAUGUAUAUCAAGCAAUUAACCAAGGACAUCCUGAAAGAAUUUCCAAGAGAAAUAGGUGGAAACAGACACAUUUGCAUUUGUAAAAAUAAGUUAAGUAGUCCCUUGCAAAAUGUUUACACUUAGUACCUUGCUUACCAUGCGUUUCUGAUGACAAGUGGCCAAAUAAUGACCAGGCCAAGUUGGUGACUAGGCUGGUUUACGUCUACUUGAGAAAAUGUGCUUUCCAACUGAUCUAAAGGGGUGCCAAGUGAUAUGAACAUGUUUGUAUAUUGUAGCCUUUCUCAUCCUGUUCUAAAUACAAACGUGGAGUGAACAAAAUGUACUGGAUAGAGUGGUUCUUUUACACCAGUGGUGCACAACUCAGGUCAUGGAGGGCCGUUGUCCCUGCCGGUUUUUAUUCUAACUGCACCCUAAAUUUACUUUUAUUGUACCUUUUAUUAGAAGCUUAAUUUGUCCAAUUAAGCAAUUUAGAGUAUGGUUAGAACAAAAACCAGGAGGAACAUUAGAGUGGGGGUUACUGGUUUGGAUACAUUGGUCUUGUGCUGAUAUAUUAAAAAUGAAGAUAGAGCCUAGUACAUCAGUGGAUAGACCUGAGGUAUAAAGUUACAUUCACACAUUCUCUAACUACUAGGGCAGCUUUGUGAAAUGUGAACCCCAUGUCACUGGUGCUCUUGUUACAGGCCAGUGGGACUUGGGCACAAAUGCAUCACUGAGCUGUAGUCACCCCAAAGUCUCCUGGCUGCCCACUGUGUGAUCUGCUUGGCUGUUUCUCCAGAGAAACAAGCACCUCCCAGGUUCAAGUAACCUCGGACAACAUUGCAGAGGGGAUGUACAAUUUAGAGAACAGUACGGCAAAGCCUUUUACCUGGGGCCCUACUUUCUUCACAGUAAAUUGAAGUACUUGCAUUACUGUAGCUUCAUGCUUUGUCAGAAACAGAGGUCUUUAAAAUUGAACUGACUUUAGUAAAUAAUUUAUUAUAUACUUUUGUCUGUUUUGUUGGAACAAAGUGUUGUAAGAUGAUGCUUUUGCAGAUUAUUGGUGAUGAACAGUUUCAUGAAUAUUUAGCUUAUUUAAUUAAUAAAAACAGACUUUCAAUAAAGCUUUAUGACUAGUACCCAGUGAGAUUCAAUAGUCUUGGAAUGGACCAAAACCAGGUACAGUUUUCUACCAAUUGCAGUAACUUUUAAAAUACUUGCAUACUUCUUGAUCGGACCAAAUUGUCUUUAAUUUCACUUUUACUGAACGUGAUUGGUUCUGCAGUGCAACUUCAUUUAUAAUCACUCAUGAAAUGAAUAAGCUGCUUGUUGAGAUGUGAAUUUCAGCUGUGUUGUGGUGGUUUGCUUACUUGUGUUGAAACAUCUUAAUGACUAUUAUAGUAAGGCCUGUGAAAGAUUGCUUAUAGCUCAGUGGAUCUUGGUGAUAUUUUCUGCAUGCACCAUUCAAUAUACAAUGAAUCCAUAUAACCACUGACUUCCAUAUUUCAUAUAGUCACUUUGGACUUUAUUAAAUCUACUUAAUACAUCUUUUGUAUCAUAUACAAAAAAUGAUGAUUUUGUUUUAUUGUAAGUAUUUCAUUAUAAAACAUGCCACACAAACAGACGAGCUGGAUUGCUGCCUUGCAGUAAUUGUAGAGGGGGUCCUGCCGAAUUAGGGAAUACAAAGAACAAGGUGGUGGGAGACUAUUGUGAAUUCCUAUAGGAAAGGGGGCUUGUUACCUUCUGCUGGACAAUGAGGGGGAAGUUAUGUGGUAAAAUGCUUUUUUUUUUUUUUAAUUAAUUUGUAUUAUUGAUGUAUAGCAAUUCAGUGUGUGAUACCUGUGAGUUAAGCCCUUUGUGUUGGGAGGUGAGCUGUGCAAUAAAUAAAAUGACAACUGCUA
This is a messenger RNA of Polyodon spathula (Mississippi paddlefish), 3135 nucleotides long. RefSeq names its product golgi SNAP receptor complex member 2 (gene gosr2). Gene Ontology annotation, biological process: intra-Golgi vesicle-mediated transport; vesicle fusion. The record is from RefSeq and is a predicted model, not a curated record. Gene Ontology annotation, cellular component: ER to Golgi transport vesicle membrane; late endosome membrane; SNARE complex. Gene Ontology annotation, molecular function: SNARE binding; SNAP receptor activity. The transcript has 6 exons. NCBI's taxonomy places the organism in Eukaryota, Metazoa, Chordata, Actinopteri, Acipenseriformes, Polyodontidae. Bases 170 to 808 code for a protein of 212 amino acids.